AGGGACAAAAUCAAUUUCCCAAAAUAAAAUGCCUAGCAGUUAAUUCGCUACCCUUCGCAGUCGCUUGUCUAUCAGUACUUAAACUAGUAGUCAGGAAGUGAGGAAAAGGGAGAAAGAUUCUCUCUUGCUAUGAAAAAUUCUCUAUCUAGAUGGAUAAACAGUCUCCCAAAAAAACACACAAUCUUUCUCUAUUCGCAGAUAAUUUAGAUGGAGACGUAAACGAAGCGUUUCCCUAAUCAGUCGCCAGAAGACGAUCGAACCGGGAACAAACACCCCCCCUCCCCCCCCAAAAAAAAAAAAAGCCCUAGGUUUUCUCGAUCGGCGAUGGAGCCGCAGCAGCUCACCAGAUACAUCCCUCAGCAAUCUAAGAAAAGAGUGUUCCCUGAGAGUAGUUCGUCGUAUAUGGAUCAGGAGGUGGUUGAAAUCUCUCCACCCUCGUCGUGGAGUUCGAAACCCAGAUUGCUCAAGCAAAAGGAGAUAAUUCAACACGAAGUAAUUGAUAUAGACAUGGAUGAAGAUUCGGAUGAUAUUAUGUUCAUUGAUGAGAAAAUUGGCGCAAAUAACAAACGAAAGGAAGCUUUGGCCAUUUCUUCUGGAUCAGUGGCUGGAGUUGAGUCUUCUAAGAAGAGCUCUGUCUCAGUUCUGGAUACUUCUCUUAAUCUAGAAGGUUUCAGUAACGAUUUUUCUUAUUCCUAUGAUGAUUAUAUGGAUAGCGUAAAUUAUGUACAGAAUGAUGACAAUUAUGCGGUUCUGCAAGCCCAUUUUGAUACCAUAGAUAUUCCUCCUGGAGUUGAGGCUCCGAUUCCUUGGUUCUCUAAUCCUACCCCGAAUGAAAAGAAUAGUGCUGCUAUGAAGAGUUCAAAUUGUUGGACAGACUCGUCUCAUUCUUGGGGUUUGCCUGAACCUGCGAAGCCUGGAAAAACGUCAGCUUCCUUGAGCAGUUCAAGUUUGAAAACCCGUAUGAACACUCGGAGUCAACCUAGGUGGGUGCCUGUGCCUCCAUCUUCAUCCUAUGCUGAAUCUGCUCAGAAUAAGAAGAAAUCAGCUGCUUCAACUAGUUUGACUUCUGGGAAAUCUCAAAUGGAGAGGGCUACUGCAAAUUUUCCAAGUCGAUUUAAAUCCAUUAUGGAAUAUAGUAAGAAGAAACUCUCUCUUUCUGGCAGUAACUAUGCUUCAAAUAGCCGAUUGGACGCUAUGCAGCCGCCCUCUGGAAUGGAAUCUUUUCAGGGGCCUUAUCUUCGCAGCAGACGUAAUAAGCCAGUUGAUAAUGGUGAUGUAAUUGAUGCAAAGUUUCCCGCAAAGGACACAAUGAGUCUUCCUCCUGGAGUAGAUCCAUAUAUGUCUGGGUGGCAACGCUAUGAUGGGUUUAUGGACAAACCGUCUCCAAUGGGUAGUGGUAUCCAUAAUUCAUCACAUAGUCCUUUCACUUCUGGGGAAGCAUUUUAUGCCCCCUGGGUCGAGGAUUUUGCUUACAGUCAAAUGAGUCCAACUGCUGCUGGGAAAGAAUUUUAUGGCCCGUGGGUCCAGAAUCUUGCUAAUAGUCAAAAGAGUCCAACUGCUGCUGGGAAAGAGUCGUAUGCCUCCUGGGUCCAGGAUCUUGCUUCCAGUCAAGAGAGUCCAACUGCUGCUGGGAAAGAGUCGUAUGCCCCCUGGGUCCAGGAUCUUGCUACCAGUCAAGAGAGUCCAACUGCUGCUGGAAGUUCAACAGUGCCACCUGUUGCAACCUCUCCAACUGAGAGUCAUGGUAAUGAUGAUGAUAUUCUGAAGAAGUUCCAACUUUUUAAAAAGUUUGAUAUGGUUCAAGAUCAUUCUGACCAUUAUCAUUCUUCCAAAGGUUCUUCAUCAAAGCAGCCCUCAAAGAGUUGGGCAAAGAAAAUACAGGAUGAGUGGAGGAUCCUGGAGAAAGAUUUGCCAGACACGAUAUUUGUCAGGGUUUAUGAAUCAAGGAUGGACCUUUUGAGAGCGGUAAUUGUAGGAGCUGAGGGGACUCCCUACCAUGAUGGUCUCUUCUUCUUUGAUAUUUUCUUCCCAGCCGGGUAUCCAAGUGUCCCUCCGCUUGUGCACUACCAUGCUGGUGGUCUUCGACUCAACCCAAAUUUGUACGCCUGUGGAAAAGUAUGCCUGAGUCUUCUCAAUACCUGGAGCGGUAGCCAGAAUGAAAAGUGGAUCCCCGGUGUAUCAACCAUGCUACAAGUUCUGGUGUCUAUACAGGCUCUGAUUCUGAAUGAAAAGCCCUACUUCAAUGAACCUGGUUUUGCACAUUCGAGUGGGACUCCUAGUGGAGAAAAGAGCUCCCAGAGCUAUAAUGAAACUACGCUGAUUCUGUCACUGAAAACAAUGGUUUAUACCAUGAAGAAGCCACCAAAGCAUUUCGAGGACUUGGUUCUUGGACAUUUCUGCAAGCAUGCUCAAGAUAUUUUGGCAGCAUGUAAAGCAUAUAUGGAAGGUGUUCAAGUGGGAUGUCUGGCCGGGGGAGGUGUUCAGGAUGUUGAUGCAGGUAGCAAGAGCUGCUCAACACUGUUCAAGAGUAAUUUGGCUAAGUACAUCACAGUGCUUGUUCAGACAUUUUCACUAAUUGGGGCAAAGGAUUGCGAGAAGUUCCUUUCCCUUGCCAAGAAGGGAUCCCCAGACUUGCCUCGUAAUUAUUACUGAUCUCCCAUGAAAAAGCAAUUUUGGGACUUCAGUUAUUGUUUUGGAUGUAAGACAUUUAUGGGAAUUAGGUUUCAAGUUUUUUGUCCAGUACUUAGGCCUAAAACAGUGGGGUUUGUAGCCUAGGAUGGCUCAGUAUAUGUAAAUCAGGAUUAUGUAAAUAGGUGAAUAGGUGGUGAUAAGAUAAUGAUAUGAAUGGUGUUUACAGCUUAAUUCU
Rhododendron vialii is the source of this 2866-nucleotide messenger RNA. Its product is annotated as probable ubiquitin-conjugating enzyme E2 26. Lineage: Eukaryota; Viridiplantae; Streptophyta; Magnoliopsida; Ericales; Ericaceae. The record is from RefSeq and is a predicted model, not a curated record. Bases 325 to 2652 code for a protein of 775 amino acids. The transcript has 8 exons. Gene Ontology annotation, molecular function: ubiquitin conjugating enzyme activity.